AUGCAAAAGCACCUCACCACAAUGCCGGGCACCCCAUAUACCCUGAAGCCUGUAAACUACGACACUUUCGAGCCGCCCUUCAUUCUCACUUGCCGCCUCCUUCGCCACUCUGCACAGCCCAGGAAGUUUGUCGCAGACAUGGUCUCCAAGCAACUGAGGCUUCCAGAUUUGAUCCGAGUGCCAUCCUGGCAUUCGAAAGCUUCGAAGCCAGACCAUGGCCAGUACCCGGAGCUAUCCGACACGGCACUGGGGCAAUUGGCCACGAGGCUCUGCGUGAAGGGAUCUUCGGCUUCGCUUCGAGAGAGGUUUUGGCGUCGCUGCAACGGCCAGCUCUACAAGACUCUGAUUGACCAGUUUCGGCGGUCGGGCAAAUACAAGAUCCCGACACCGUGGUGUAUCCCUGGGGCUAUGCAGAAUAACCAAUACAGGGACGAAGCUGACCGGGUCCUCAACGCCUUCUACGCCACUCAGGCAGACUGCAACUCGCGGCGCGAGUACUCCAAGCGGGAGGAAUUCUGCAUAAACUUCCGGGCAAAGCUGCAGAUAUUUCCGAGCGAGGAAGAGCGCGGUCGCUUCGCUUAUGCCCUCUACUGCAGAAUGUACGACACGGCCGGUGAAAGGAUGAAUGUCGGAACCCUCGAAGCUGCGGAGAGCUUCCUAGGCGCCGUUUGGGAGCUCUACGGCCCGGACUGCCCGGACUUGCUGAGAUUCUUUGCCACAAAAGGAGCUUCAGUGCCGCUGGCCAACGUGAGCAAAGACGUUGUCAGCCGGCUUCAGUUCCGGCCCAGGUAA
Messenger RNA from Symbiodinium natans, 792 nucleotides. Lineage: Eukaryota; Dinophyceae; Suessiales; Symbiodiniaceae. The record is from the annotation of a GenBank genome assembly.